CAAAAUUUUUACUUUAUCCAACGUUACUAUUGUGCAAAUCCAUUAUUAGCUUGCCAGCAGACAAUGCAACUUUAACUGGCUCUAAGAUAUCGUUAGUUAGCUAGCUAGCUCAUGUGUUGACAGUUGUAACAUUAAAGGCAACACACCGCUUUCAAAUGUUAGAAAUUUAACGCAGGUUUUCUUUAUCUGAACCAUUUUUGCUAUAUAUGGAACAAUUUGACGCUAACACCCUCAAUCGAUUCAGUUUUCUGUCCUUAAAAACGCUGCAGCACCAUGGGUGUGUUGUCCACGCUGAUGAGGGGUCUGGUUAGAGGAGCAGACAGAAUGUCUGAGUUCACCAGCAAGCGUGGAUCAAGGACCCAUAACAAAGGCAGGGGCGCACGGCCCACGGGACUGCGGCUCUCCAGCAGAAAGUUUCUGUCCAUAAGGGCCAUGAUUCCUGAGUUUGUUGUGCCUAACUUGGAAGGAUUCAAACUCAGACCCUACGUAUCAUAUCGCUGCCCCAGAGGAACAGAGCCUCCGCUCACAGCACAAAGUGUUUUUGCUGAGGUAGUGGCCCCUAAGAUCAAGAAAGACUUUGAAGAGGGCACUUUCAGUAAAGAACAGCUGGAGAAAUAUGGCUUUGAGCCCACACAGGAGGGGAAGCUCUUCAAGCUGUAUCCCAAGAACUAUGUGCGUUAAAGUUUCACUCACUGUGAUGUAUUUACAAAGAAAGGCACAGACUGCUGAUGAAAGCUGCAGACAACACUUUCAGGAAAAAAAUAUUGCAAGUGUGUUUAGGAAGAAAUUGACUUGCUUGAUAAGUGGGAAAAAUAAAACUUAAGAUCCAUGCUGCAGAA
Molecule: messenger RNA, 839 nt
Organism: Micropterus dolomieu (smallmouth bass)
Lineage: Eukaryota; Metazoa; Chordata; Actinopteri; Centrarchiformes; Centrarchidae
Gene: mrpl41
Product: mitochondrial ribosomal protein L41
Exons: 2
Coding region: 274-681 (135 amino acids)
Biological process (GO): translation
Cellular component (GO): mitochondrial large ribosomal subunit
Molecular function (GO): structural constituent of ribosome
Source: RefSeq, a predicted model, not a curated record